Molecule: messenger RNA, 2753 nt
Organism: Prinia subflava (tawny-flanked prinia)
Lineage: Eukaryota; Metazoa; Chordata; Aves; Passeriformes; Cisticolidae
Gene: CDC42EP3
Product: CDC42 effector protein 3
Exons: 3
Coding region: 929-1690 (253 amino acids)
Biological process (GO): regulation of cell shape; positive regulation of pseudopodium assembly; positive regulation of actin filament polymerization
Cellular component (GO): cytoplasm; membrane
Molecular function (GO): small GTPase binding
Source: RefSeq, a predicted model, not a curated record
GGCAAGAGGGUAUGGGUGAAAAAUCAUCAGCUUUAAAGCACACCUCGGAGCUGACCGUGCUCGGGGGACAGAGGGUUGCCCAUCCGAGGGUUUCACCGGGACACUACCAGGGUGUAGGGAGGGCCUCCCGGCUCUGCUCCCAUCCCCGCAAAAUAGCUCAAAAGAAAAAAAAAAAAAAAAAGAAAAAAAGAAAAAGAAAAAAAAAAAAGGAGAUGGGGGGCGAACCCUUUAUUGUUAUUGUAGUAAUGUUCCCGGCCUCCCUGCCCGCCUCCCCGGCGGCGCUCCGCGGUGCCAGGAUUUCCCUGCAGCCCGCCCUCCCCGCCCGCAGCGCCGCCGGCAGCGCCGCCUCCCCGCGGCAGCCGCUCGCCGCCCGCGGCCCCGCGCCGCGCCCCCGGCACACGGGGCGCCGCCGCCCCGCUCUGACGGACGCUCGCAGGUGCCGCGCUCGCCCCGAGUCGCGGAGGGGCGGCCCCGCUGCCCUCCCGGCUCCGCACCGGCCGGAGGGAGGUAGCUCGGGAGGGAGGAGCGGCGCGGGAGCAGCGGCAGCGCCAAAAGGAAAGCACAUUUCUGGAAGCAAGAAGUGACAGAUGUGGCAUCUCGGCAGCUGGCUAAACAUAAAAGCAUGUAUCAGCAGGUUUUCUCAAGUUGAAGAAGUAGCUGAGCAUUUGGCUGGUACCUGACCCCAAAACUUGUGCUCUGCCUUGCGAAGAGCUGAUGUGGAAGACAUUUACCUUCACGUAUUCCACAGUUCUCUGUACCAGAAGAAUAAGACUUUGUGUCUUUGUGCAAGAGUGGUUCAAGAUGACAAUGUAACAUUGCUAACACUGAAGGUCUCCUGAGAAGAUCUGGCUUUGUAAGAGGCUUCUCCUCCCCUCACCUUUUUUUUUUUUUUUUUUUUUAACUACUUCCCUCAGAAGCUACAAGCAAGAUGCCAGCCAAGACACCCAUCUACUUGAAAGCUGCUAACAAUAAGAAGGGGAAGAAGUUCAAACUAAGGGAUAUCUUAUCUCCUGAUAUGAUCAGUCCUCCACUUGGAGAUUUUCGUCACACCAUACACAUUGGAAAGGAGGGACAGCAUGAUGUUUUUGGAGACAUAUCAUUUUUGCAGGGCAACUAUGAGCUAUUGCCUGGAAAUGAGGGUGAAACCAGAGUUAGCCAGUCUGGUAUCCACAAUGAAUUCUUAAGGGCAAACAGCACUUCUGAAUCCAUGUUUACAGAAACUCCAUCACCAGUGCUCAAAAAUGCUAUUUCCCUUCCUGCCAUUGGGGGUUCUCAAGCCCUUACAUUGCCUUUAUUGUCACCAGUGACAUUUAAUUCAAAACAAGGAUCCAUCAGGUCAUCCAGAAAUCCUAGGCUUAGCUGUGAGCCAGUCAUAGAAGAAAAACUGCAGGAGAAAGGUAAAGAGAUGGAGGAUGAAGAAACAUACAAAGAUGACCUAUGGGAGCAAAAUGGUUCUUCUUCACAUUUUACUAACAGCAGCGACAGUCACUCAUCCAGCUUUUCUGAACGAUGCUCUGAUUGGCAAACAGUUGAUUUACUGGAUGACAGUCGGCUUUCAUGUGAACUAACCAAGACAAAGUCAGAAGAAUCCCUUUCAGAUCUUGCAGGCUCUCUCCUCUCAUUGCAACUUGACUUGGGGCCCUCACUUUUGGAUGAGGUCCUCAAUGUAAUGGACAAGAAUAAAUCUUAGAGCUGGUACUCCCUUGCUUCUUUAUAAGUGAUUCACUUAAAAACAAACAAAAGACCACAGCUCAAAAGCAGAUGCUUAAAAAAAUCAGCUGUAUUUGCAGUUGUAUGAUGAGUUUUCUAAAAAUAUUCUUAAAAUACUAUUUUUUUACCUAUUGUUUUUCAUGGUUUUUAUUACACUAAAUUCUCGUAUCAGGAAGGUAAAUUUUAAUAAUCAGUUUCAGCAAAUAUAAAAUGUUUUUAAGUACCAGUAUUAAUGAUCAGAAACUUAAACAGUGGUUGAGGAUGAUACUGAUUGUGACAUUUGGUUAGUUCACUUCUACAGGCUUCUGAAUAUGUGAGAAUCUCUUAAUGUCAGAAAGGAGACUGAUGCUAAUUAUUCACUUUUAUAAAUUAUUACAGUAUCACUUUACCUGUAGGCCUCUUUCUAGAACCUUGUGUUUGAGGGUUUUAUAGUGUUUUUCCUCAUUUUCCAUAGUACCAUUUCUGUUAUAAAUUCACCAUAACUACUUUCUCGGUCUUAUACUACCGCUCUGAGUUCAGAUGUGAACAGUUUGAAGGCUUUUUCAGCUUGAAUACCUGGUCCAGAGUCUCAGCUGCUUUAAAUGAGUAUGCACAAAUUUACACAAGUUGAGGCUUGGGCCUGACAUUGUAUAUGAAAUGUUAUGUUGUAAACAUGUGACACAUGCAAGAUAUUAUGGUUAAAUUAUUUUAGAAGUUGAAAUAUAUUUUCUGUGUGCAUAUUGGCUUUUUACUGCAGAGCCUACACAUACAGUAUCUCAUCAAACUAGUUGCUUGGCAUUAUUGGUGCUCUUCUGAAAAUUGUAUAUUUGUGUGUUUGAAGAGAAAUAUGUAUUAAUAGUCCUUGCUUUUUUCUUCAUUUUUUUCCACAACAUGCUUAAACUUGCAACUGAUUAUUUUACUUUUCAAAGAAGGCACUGGUUAUUCACAAUGCUAGUGAUGUGUGCAGCAACAGCCAAUGUUUGCGAAAUGUGGAUCCUUCAAUAGAGUACCUACAUGAAUUGCAUAAAUACCUUGUGCAAUACAAUAAAAACCCUUUAAAUUGC